Ochotona curzoniae (black-lipped pika) is the source of this 1921-nucleotide messenger RNA. It is a transcript of the gene ORMDL3, whose product is annotated as ORMDL sphingolipid biosynthesis regulator 3. The transcript is spliced from 5 exons. Gene Ontology annotation, cellular component: endoplasmic reticulum membrane. The coding region runs from base 236 to 697 and encodes 153 amino acids. The record is from RefSeq and is a predicted model, not a curated record. Gene Ontology annotation, biological process: ceramide metabolic process; negative regulation of ceramide biosynthetic process; intracellular sphingolipid homeostasis. NCBI's taxonomy places the organism in Eukaryota, Metazoa, Chordata, Mammalia, Lagomorpha, Ochotonidae.
GCCAGCAGGGGUGUCCGCGGCCGCGGCUUGUUACAGCUGCUGGAGUAGCUGCGGCCCCCGCCCCCGGGCACCUCUCCCGGGCUCUCGACCUCCGACCCCGCACGCGUCUCUGCAGCUUGCUGGUGGACUUGAGGAGUGCUUGGCGUCACAGCAAAGUCUCAGGAGUGCCUCCUGCCUGGGUUUUAGUUUAUUGAUCUUUUCUGCCUUUGGGGCCGCGGGGCAGAGGGGCGGCACGAUGAAUGUGGGCACAGCGCACAGCGAGGUGAACCCCAACACGCGGGUGAUGAACAGCCGCGGCAUCUGGCUGUCCUACGUGCUGGCCAUUGGGCUUCUCCAUGUCGUGUUGCUGAGCAUCCCCUUCGUGAGCGUGCCCGUCGUCUGGACCCUCACCAACCUCAUCCACAACAUGGGCAUGUACAUCUUCCUGCACACAGUGAAGGGGACGCCCUUCGAGACUCCAGACCAGGGCAAGGCACGGUUGCUCACCCACUGGGAGCAGAUGGACUACGGGGUCCAGUUCACAGCCUCUCGGAAGUUCUUGACCAUCACCCCCAUUGUGCUGUACUUCCUCACCAGCUUCUACACCAAGUACGACCAGAUCCAUUUCAUCCUCAACACCGUGUCCCUGAUGAGUGUGCUCAUCCCCAAGCUGCCCCAGCUGCACGGAGUCCGCAUUUUUGGAAUCAAUAAGUACUGAGAGUGCAGUCCCUGUUCCUGCCCUGGACGGCGGGGGAGGGCUGGAGGGCCUGAGCUGCGAUUCUGAAGCCAGAAGGAGCCUCUGGACACUGCCAGAGAUGGGGGCUGAGCCUCUUGGCCUCGUUUUCCCCCUUGCUUCCCCCAGUAGCCGACUUGGAGUAGCUUGUAGUGGGGUUGGGGUAGGCCCCCCUGGGCUCUGACUCCUGAUUUUUUGAUCUUUUCCUUUUGCCUUUUGAAUAAAGACUCUGUGGGGGUGGUCAUAGAAUGGGCCAGGCUCCUGGGCUGAACAUGGGUCUGCAAGGCCAGGGCCAGAGACCCGUGUCCCUUGUUGACCCUCAAGUAGCCAACGCACUUUAACCCCACCAGGGGAGUGGAGGGACGGUACUUUUCCCCCUUGGGUCUGCUGGGUGGCACUCAGUGUGUGCUGGUCUGGAUGAGUGCAGGUGUGUGAGGGUGCCCUGCUCUGGCUCUAGAGUGGGUUCAGCCUGGUUCGGUGCCCAUCCCGGGUGCUGGGCAGGCAGUGGGGGGAGGAGAGUUAGGAGAGGGAAGGUGGGGUGGGGGUGUGAUUGGCCUGGUCCUUGAGGUGAGGGGUUGGGGCUGCAACCGCCUUGGCCCUGCUGCAGGGUUGGGGUGAGGAGUUGAGGUAUGUGGGAUAGCAGCGGCAGGGGGUGGUGGUGUACAGGGGGGAGGGUGGCAGGCUUGGAGGGGUCAUUUACCCUGCCUGGGGUGGUACUUAGGGAAGGGAGGCCGCUGUGGAUUUGGAGCUCUGGGGCUGGUAUCCAGGGGUAGACGUGGGUGGACAAGCCUGAAGUCAUAGGUAGCUCAGGUCCAGUGGGACGUGGCCUCCCGUGGCGCUGCUUUAGGAAUCAUGGGAGGGGGUCCUUGUUACAGCCCCUCACCAGCUCCUCACCUUGUAACUGUCUCACAGACAGGUGCUGGGGCAGGGCUUCCGGGUGGCAGGCCCCACUCAGAAUUCAUGGCCCACAGGGAGGGGCUGGCCAGCAGGUGCUGUGGAAGAGGACGGCGGGAGCCUGGGUGCCUCCCCAGUGGACCAGGGCUGGUGUUCUUAAGGGAGGGCCUGGAGGCCCCUGGCCCUCCAUCCCCCACCCCAGGGAUCCUAGAGAACUUUCACCUCAAAACCUUUCUAAGCAAAGUGUGAAUAGGAUUUUUACUCCCUUUGUACAGUAUUCUGAGAAAUGCAAAUAAAAGGCAUCGUGUUCCUGUU